GGAGGAGGAGGACGUGGGUUGAGAAGCGUCGCGUGCUGCUGCGGCUAUAGGUCAUUAAGGCGCGCGGUUUGUUCGUUGCUGAACAGACGCAGAUCGGUGUGUGAAUGAGAGUUCUAGGCGGAGAGGGAGAGAGAGAGAGACGACAAUGAUCCGUAACUGGUGUGUCUGCGUGUGAGAGGAGAGAAGAGGAGCGGGAGUUGGAGAGACAGCGAGAGACAGACAUGGAGGACUCGGAGCCUGGUGGGGAAGACGGUAUGGUCAGCGGCUGGCGGUGGAAUAACCGGAACACCGGAGCUCGAGACCAGGUUCAGCUCAGGCAGAAGAUCCGGGAUUUACCAGGACUGUUGAAACAUGGACUGCACCUACGGAAGAAAAGCCAGUCACCUGAUACCAUCCCAGGACCCAGCACAAGCCCUACUGUUCACAAGUCCUGCUCCCAGAGUUUCCCCUGUGCAGGGCGUGCGGUGAGAAAUGCUUUCCUGUCUAAUGGGCCCUACCCUGCUAAAGACAAGAUUCACCUCGCCAGGAUCAUAAGGCGUAGCUACGUGGGUGUAGACCUGGUUCAGUGGCUGUGUGAGCAGUGUGUGUACGUGCGCUGUCGGAGCAUGGCCGUGCGUGUCUGGCAGGUCUUACUGGAGCUGGGCAUCCUGCUGUCUGUGGAUCAGCGCGUGGUGUUUGGGGACUCUAACUCCUACUACCAGUUCAGCUUUGAGGAGUGUGAGUCUGCAGCCUGCGAGUUCUGCGGCCUGGAGAAGGAGGCGUGGCCAGAAGCUGUUAGGCUCCUCCUACAGCUUGUCCCAUACGUCCAGUUCAGAACUGGGUCUGAGGAGGACUCAGAGGGAAACAGAGAUGUCUGUGGGGACAGCUUUCUCCAGAUGAAAGCAUUAGAUAGACUCACCUCCACGGUGCAGAAUGAGUUGGCUGUUGCUCUCGCCCGCAAGGCUCGCAAAGCCAUGGCAGAGCAAGGUGGGUCAGAGUCACCAGACGCCAUCCCCCGGGAGACACCCACACCCAGCGACGAGAACACCACGCUGGGGGGGGGGUGUUCGCUCCGCGGCAACGUGGGGAGUGUGUGUGUGCGGCCGGACGGUGUGUGUGGCCGCGAGGAGCUGACCAGACUAGAGCUGGUCCAGAGACUGGCUAAGGACGGCUGCAGACUGCUGCAGAACCAGAACUAUAGAGUACCAGAUCACCGCAACCCCACCGGAGAGGUGGUAGGGAGGGUGUGUCUUAAGGAAAGGGGGCGGGAUGUCCUUGUGCUACAGAGAGUGCCAUCAUCAGUGACAUCAUCACCUAAUCCCGCCUCAUCGCCAUCAGGGGGAGGAGCAAGAGAAGAAGAUGGAGAGAAGAGGUAUGUGGUGGUGUCUGGAACACCACUGAAGAUUCUAGAACACCUGCUGAGUGACCUACGACUGGACGACCAGAGAGGAACGCCGGAGAGCAAAGAGUCUGAGAUGCUGCUGGAUGACUUCCUGUUGACAUACCUGGUGUUUAUGACGACCAACGACCUCUGUCAGGCCCUGCUCGGACACUACAGCAGUAAGCGUGUGCGUCAGGAGGAAGGGAAGGAGGCCCUCUAUAGGAAGAGGAAGGUAUUACACCUGGUCUCUCACUGGACACGCCUAUAUAAGGACUUCCUACGAGAGGACGAACACAUCAAGACAUUCAUGAAGACUCUCUCUAGGUGUGUGUUAGAGGAUCUUUAUGAGUUUCCAUCUCUGGAGAAAGACUUGAAGGAGUUCCAGAAGCUUCUACGACGCAGACACACUGUGGAUGAAUGUCCUCCACAGCAAAAGAGUAAACCUAUGUUCCAGCAGCUCAGUUUGAAAGAGAACAGUCUUCCGCUCCGUUCCCCUCAGGUUGACACCAAGGAGGUGUUGUGUCGUGUGUAUGUGAGUGCUGACUCCUACCUGUGUGUUUACACACACUCUUUGCUGAGCGUCGCAGAGCUGCUGAGGGUUGUGGGUCAGAAGAUGGACCGACCAGAGGAGGACAUGGUGCUGGUCACACACACGCACACUGGAGAGAGGAGGGUGUUACAGGCUGGUCAGUGUGUGUAUUCUGAGACUCUGACGCCACAGAGCAAACUGAUGGUCUGUCAGAGGGACCUCACACAUAUUAUGGCCCCUCUAACAGACAGUGAGCUGAGUAGGAGAACAGUGAGGUUGCUGGGUAUCAACACCUGGGAUAUGGCUGCUGCUCUCACACAACUGGACUGGAACCUCUUCAACUACAUACACGAGCAGGAGUUGGUGUAUUCCACAAUGAGCUGUAGUACCGGAGGCAGCCACCGGGAGGGGCUGUCUGUAUUACUGCAACGCUGUAACGAGGUCCAGCAGUGGGUCAUGUCUGAGGUCCUGAUGUGUGUGUCGCUCAACAAACGAGUCCAGCUGCUCAAGAAGUUCAUCAAGAUCGCAGCGCACUGUAAGGCCCAGCGGAACCUGAACUCAGCAUUUGCCAUCAUCAUGGGACUAAACACUGCAGCUGUCAGUAGACUCAAUAUAACCUGGGAGAAGGUUCCGGGGAAAUUCAAGAAGAUUUUCUCCGAACUGGAGUUGAUCACAGACCCGUCUCUGAACCAUAAAGCCUACAGAGAUGCCUUCAAGAAGAUGAAGCCUCCUAAGAUCCCUUUCAUGCCCCUGCUGUUGAAAGACAUCACCUUCAUCCACGAGGGAAACAAAACCUUUCAGGACAACCUGGUGAACUUCCAGAAACUGCACAUGAUCGCCGACAUAGUGCGUCUGAUUCGCCACUGCCAAAGCGACCAACUGGGUAACGAGGUGGUGGGCAGUGACAAUCCUGAGGUCAGGGCGAGUGUUCACCACUUACACAUCAUCGACAAUCAACAGACACUCUUUCAACUGUCACACAAACUGGAGCCACGCGCCUGAACACACACACUCCCAGAGGAACUUUUGACCUCCACAGAACCACAGAAAAUACACUUCCUGUAUCAAAGGUGCCAUGCGAGCCACUGUCUCUAAGCCAAUCACAGUUCAACAUCCUGAAAUAGCCAGCCAACCACACUUCAGAAGACUGUUUCAGCCAGCCAACCACAGAGCUGCACACUGAGGCGGCGUUCAGACUGAAAAUGAAUAUCUGACAAAACCUCAAUUCAGAUUUUUUUUUUUUUCAGAUUUUUCUAUGAGGGUCAAACGUUGACGGAUGAGAAAGCCUUUGAAGAGGACAGGCAGCCAUUCGUUAUUGUUCUGUGGUGAAUACAGUCGUUAAGCUACUCUCCAGUUACUGAGACUGCAUGUUGUUCUGUUUCUGCUCUGAAAUGAACCGUCAGUUUCACUGUAUUGAGGAUCGUCGGUAGGGGAAACGGUCAUGUGACUGCAGAUAUUAAUGCAUGGUAUAAAUGUACAGUGUGUAUAUAUGGACAGAGUAGACAUACAGUAGAUGUGUACUAUAUGGACAGAGUAGACAUACAGUAGAUGUGUACUAUAUGGACAGAGUAGACAUACAGUAGAUGUGUACUAUAUGGACAGAGUAGACAUACAGUAGAUGUGUACUAUAUGGACAGAGUAGACAUACAGUAGAUGUGUACUAUAUGGACAGAGUAGGCAUACAGUAGAUGUGUACUAUAUGGACAGAGUAGACAUACAGUAGAUGUGUACUAUAUGGACAGAGUAGACAUACAGUAGAUGUGUACUAUAUGGACAGAGUAGACAUACAGUAGAUGUGUACUGUGUGUAUAUAUGGACAGAGUAGACAUACAGUAGAUGUGUACUGUGUGUAUAUAUGGACAGAGUAGACAUACAGUAGAUGUGUACAGUGUGUAUAUAUGGACAGAGUAGACAUACAGUAGAUGUGUACAGUGUGUAUAUAUGGACAGAGUAGACAUACAGUAGAUGUGUACUGUGUGUAUAUAUGGACAGAGUAGACAUACAGUAGAUGUUUACUGUGUGUGUGUUCAGGCCACAUGGUGAGCCUCUGGAUGUUGCCAAAUGCCCAGAUGGGAAAGAGAUGCCAUAUUCGGUUAUACAGACGCACAGCUUUUCACAUGUCUCCAUAGUAACAACAACAGCCUGGUCCUGCCAUACCAUAAAAGGUCAUAACAUUACACAUUGUUAUUAGAUGUUAUAACAUGGUAUUAUAGAGAGUUAUUAUAUUGUUGUUACACUUUUACUGACUGAAGAGAUUGUUCUGUUAUUUCAAUGCCUGUUACACACAGAUUUCACUAAGCAACGUGGCCUGGGUUCAAUCCCAGCCAAUGCAUUUUACACUGAUCUAGAACAUUACUCUGUUAAG
Oncorhynchus gorbuscha (pink salmon) is the source of this 4254-nucleotide messenger RNA. RefSeq names its product rap guanine nucleotide exchange factor 5-like. The coding region runs from base 222 to 2891 and encodes 889 amino acids. Gene Ontology annotation, molecular function: guanyl-nucleotide exchange factor activity. Gene Ontology annotation, biological process: positive regulation of GTPase activity; Ras protein signal transduction. The record is from RefSeq and is a predicted model, not a curated record. Gene Ontology annotation, cellular component: plasma membrane. NCBI's taxonomy places the organism in Eukaryota, Metazoa, Chordata, Actinopteri, Salmoniformes, Salmonidae. The transcript has 25 exons.